Haliotis rubra (blacklip abalone) is the source of this 2901-nucleotide messenger RNA. RefSeq lists its product as uncharacterized. Bases 1 to 2901 code for a protein of 966 amino acids. NCBI's taxonomy places the organism in Eukaryota, Metazoa, Mollusca, Gastropoda, Lepetellida, Haliotidae. Gene Ontology annotation, biological process: DNA integration. The transcript is spliced from 3 exons. The record is from RefSeq and is a predicted model, not a curated record. Gene Ontology annotation, molecular function: nucleic acid binding.
AUGUUGGCGAAGAUCGAAAUUCCCCCGAUGGACUUCGAGUCGGUGAAUGUCGGCGAGGCAUGGCGGCGAUGGCAGCAGACGAUGAAGUUGUUGUUGACAGGACCACUGUCAGGCAAGAAUGACAAGCAGAAUAAUCAACAGCAGAGCGAAGGUGUAGAUCAGUAUGUGACAGAACUGAAGAAUUUAGCAAGACACUGUGCUUUUGGUGAAAUUGAGAAUGAGAUGAUUCGAGAUCGGAUAGUAUGCGGAACGAAGGAUAAACAGGUUCCAGAACGACUGCUGCAAGAGGCAGAUUUAACACUGCAAAAGGCAAGAGACGUAGCAAGAAGUUUCGAAAUGAGUAAAGAACAGAUGAAGGAGAUGCAGUGCGAUAUGAUGAGUUUCACAGAGUUCGUAGCAGAGCAGGUCCGCUGCGUCCAACUCACAAGACUAUUUGGUUAUGGUGGUGUUCCACUGAGGAUCUUAGGACUGACAACAUUGCAAUGUCAAUACAAGGAAGUGUCAAAGAGCUUUGAUUUCAUCGUGGUGGAUCAUGACGAUGUACACUCACCUCCAGUAUUGGGACUCAAAGCUUGUCGAGAGAUGGGCUUGAUACAGGUUGUGUUGACAAUCACAAACUCUCCAGAUUGUGAAUCAGCUUUAAGGGAGAUUCUUAAGGAAUUCAAGGAUGUAUUCCAAGUGAUUGGAUGUAUCGAAGAUGAAUAUUGCAUACAGAUUGAGGAAAAUGCAGUACCAGUUGUACAUGCUGUACGAAAGGGUCCUUUAGCUUUGGAUACAAAAAUUCAGAAAGAAUUACAAAGAAUGGAGGAUUUAGGUGUGAUAUGUAAGGUAGAUGAACCAACCAGUUGGGUAAACUCAAUGGUGGUUGCACCUGAGUCAAAUGGUGAAAUUAGACUUUGCUUGGAUCCUACUGACUUGAAUAAAGUGGUGAAGCGUGAACAUUAUAGAAUGCCAACUCUGCAAGACAUUACACCAAAGUUGGUUGGACAGAAGUAUUUUACAGUGUUGGAUGCCAAGUCAUCUUUCUGGCAAAUACCACUAGACUCCCAGUUGUCCCUACUGACAAUAUUCAAUACUCCAUUCGGACGAUAUCGAUUUAUGAGAUUACCUUUUGGCAUCAAAAGUGCAAGCGAGAUCUUUCAAAAGAGAAUGGAUAGUGCUUUUGAGGGUUUGGAGCAUACUCAACCUAAUGUUGAUGACAUUUUGAUCUCAGCUGAACAUGAUAGUCGUCUCAGACAAACACUCCAGAGAGCCAAGGAGAAGGGUAUUAAGCUGAAUCCAGAUAAAACUCAGCUUUGUCAACAAGAGGUGAAAUUCUUUGGUGAAAUUCUUACAUCUGACGGGAUGAAACCAGAUCCUGAUAAAGUUCAGGCUGUGAGAGACAUGAACACUCCAACUUGCAAGAAGGAAUUGGAAGGGUACUUUGGCAUGUUUACCUAUCUGACACAAUUCGCUCCAAGUUUGUCAGAGAAGACACACAUACUAAGUGAACUAACAAAGCAAGAUACUUUGUUCUGUUGGACACCGGAACAUGAAGCAACAUUUCAAGAAAUCAAGAAUAUGAUCACUAAGUCACCAGGGCCUAUUUUACAGUACUUUGACCAAAAGAAGUCAGUGACUCUUGAGACUGACGCAUCACAGAAUGGUCUAGGGGCAGUCAUAUUUCAGGAUAAGGGACCAGUUGCUUUCGCAUCGAAGGCAAUGACUAACUCGCAGAGGAACUAUGCCCAAAUAGAAAAGGAGAUGCUUUCCAUUCUGUUUGGUUGUGAAAAAUUUCACUACUAUCUGUUUGGGAGAAAUUUCAAAGUCAGAACCGAUCAUAAACCACUAGAAGUUGUUUUCAAGAAGCCAUUACAUGCUAUUCCCCUGAGACUUCAAUGCAUGAGAAUGAGACUUCAGAUCUAUGAUGCAGAUGUAGAGUUCACACCUGGGAAGGAUGUUCUUGUAGCAGACAUGCUGUCUCGGUAUUUCAUAGAGUCUUUGUCAAACAAAGAUGACCUGUCUCUUGAUGAAGAUAUCCAGUCAUAUGUACACAUGGUGACAAGCAGCUUACCAGUAUCUGACAAGACGAUGGAAGAGAUCAGAAAGGAAAGUAGUGAGGAUAGUCAACAUUUGAUGCCUAUGAAGAUAAUCAUGAACGGAUGGCCUCAGAAUAUGCAUGAUUGUCCAAGCAGUAUCAAAGAAUUUUGGAAUUUCCGUGAUGAAUUGACAGUUAUAGAUGGAAUUGUCUACAAGGGUGACAAAAUUGUUAUUCCAAUUUCCAUGAGAAAGGAGACGUUAGAGAAGAUACAUACAGGCCAUAUGGGAAUUGUCAAGUGCAAAGAAAGAGCUUGUGAUGUCAUAUUCUGGCCGCGUAUGACAGCUGACAUUGAGAGAACUGUUCAGAAUUGUGGCACUUGUCAGCAGAACAGGAUGAAACAGUGCAAGGAACCGAUGAUAACCAGUGAAGUUCCUAAGUUGCCAUGGCAGUUCGUAGCAACUGAUUUGUUCCAGUUGAAUGGACUUGACUAUCUGCUUGUAGUUGAUUACUACAGUCGAUAUAUAGAGAUUGCUUUGCUGUCAAACACGAAGUCGAAGACUGUGAUCACUCACAUGAAGUCGAUGUUUGCACAGCAUGGUGUACCGAGUAGAAUUGUCUCUGAUAAUGGGCCACAGUAUGCAUCAGAGGAAUUCAGAGAAGUUGUUCAAAAGUGGAACAUUGAACAUAUUACCUCCUCACCCUUGUAUCCACAAGCAAAUGGUCUAGCUGAAAAGUCUGUACAGACUGUGAAACGACUACUGCUUAAAGCUAAGCAGAGUGGUGGUGAUCCUUAUUGGUCUCUACUUGCUUAUCGCAACACCCCAUUAAGUGAGAUGGGAUCUUCUCCUGCCCAGCUACUUAUGUCAAGACGACCCCAUUAA